Aphanomyces invadans is the source of this 1292-nucleotide messenger RNA. RefSeq lists its product as hypothetical. Bases 6 to 1175 code for a protein of 389 amino acids. Gene Ontology annotation, cellular component: membrane. The transcript has a single exon. The record is from RefSeq and is a predicted model, not a curated record. Lineage: Eukaryota; Oomycota; Saprolegniomycetes; Saprolegniales; Verrucalvaceae.
UUUGAAUGCCGCAUCGUGGACGAUACGGCGCCGUCGCGUUCGUGGCGGCGCUGCUCUUCGGCACGAGCACCAUGCACACGUCCAAGUUCGUCUACAGCAUCCACAGCCUCGGUCUGGAAGAAGUGCCCAAAACGUUCGAGAAACCCCUCAUGCAAACAUUUCUCAUGUUCGUCGCCAUGGCACUGGCCCUCGUCGUGCACGGGUUCUUGGAGUGCACUCGGCCCAAGGCAGAGCGAUACCGAUUCCGGUGGUCGUCGUCGUUCAAGCUGUGCGUUCCCGCCGUCGCGGAUCUCAUCGCGACCGCGCUCGGCAGCGUCGCCCUGCUCUACGUGAACGUGAGCUUUUUCCAACUCGCCCGGUGCACUAUCAUCAUCUACGUCGCGACUCUCAAAGUGAUUUUCCUCAAGUUCUCCAUGACUGGGUACAUGCGUUUUGGCAUCGUCGUCAUGUCGUUUGCUAUCGUGCUGAUCAGCGCAUCGUGCCUCGCGAGUGCCAACGAUCUAGUGCGCACCCUCGUCGGCGUGUGUGUACUGUUGCUGGCGUGCCUCACGUCUGCGAUGCAGUACGUCCUGGAGGAAGUGUUCAUGAAGAAGCCGGUCCAGACGGACAAAAACGAUUCGGUCGAGGACGCGGUGUCCAACCCGCCCCUGGUCGUGAUCGGCAUGGAAGGAGUGUGGGGCACGCUCCUCAUGUUGUUUGUCGUGAUGCCGAUUGCGUACGCGAUUCCGGGUGCUGACAACGGACAUGUCGAAGACUUUUUCGACUCGAUCGAGAUGAUGCAGAACAGCACGACCCUGACGUACUACUGCAUCCUGUACGUGAUCUCGAUCACCGGAUUCAACGUUGCUUCCAUCUACGUCACGUUCUUCCUCGACGCUGUGUGGCGCUCCAUCCUUGUCAACUUCCGACCCGUUGCAAUCUGGGUCACGUCCUUGCUCUUCUACUACGUGUUUACGAAUGGCACGUACGGCGAGACGUGGACGAACUGGAGCUGGUUGCAGUUGGCCGGCAUGCUGCUGCUGUUCUUUGGCACGGCCGUCUACAACGAAAACAUCAAGCUUCGUUGCUUCACGUACCCAUCGCAGAAACAAGACGAGCAUGAGAAGACUGGCGUCGUUUCCGACGAGAGCGACGACUGCGCCGCGCCCGCCGUUGUCGUGGUUGCCACAGCCUAACAUUGUACUUCUAUCUGUUCCAUGGACAUACCAUUUUUAUCCGGACGAGUUCAAACGGUCCUAUACAUAUGUCAGUAUAAAUGGGCCACUUCAAGCCGGGGAGCAUCCGGAUAACCC